AUGAAAUUUAGUUCCAGUGCUGUGUUAGCCAUUUUAUCGGCCAUUGCCACUGUUCAAGCAGGAUCCACCAAGAAGGUUUCAUACCAAGGUGUUGGAUACUCUGGUUCAUACAAAGACGUCACUGCCAUGGACGAAGACUCAGGAUCUUGUAGUCAAGAAACCAAAACCUUCUCUGGUAAGUUAGCUCCAUUAGACGAAGAGUUAUCUGCUCAUUUCAGAGGUCCUUUGAAGUUAUUGCAAUUCGGUGUUUACUACCCAUCAUCUGGUUCUAACAACAAGAAGAGGGAAGACGAAGAAGAAUGUACCACCAAACACGUUCACCACAAACACAAGAGAGCCACCGAAGUGGUUGAAGUCACCCAAACUGUUAUUGUUGAUGGUAACGGUAACACCCAAACAUCAUUAGCCACUACUACUGCCACUGCAGGUUCUGGUGACAACGAUGAACAAGACACCACUCAAACCUCUACUGCCUCUGCUGCUGCCACUGGUGGUUCAGGUUCAGGUUCAGGCUCUUCAUCUGCCUCUUCAUCCUCGAGUGCUUCUGAAUCAUCUUCCGAAUCAUCUUCUGAUUCCUCUGUUGCUGCUGGUGACUGGGAAAGAGUUGCUUAUUACACCCCAGGUUCCACUGAUAACGUCACCUUCUUAAACUACUACGGUGGUUCUGGUUCUGGUGUCUGGUCAUCUUCUUUCGGUAACUCUUUAUCUUAUGCUAACAAGGAUGCCUCUGGUGGUUCAUCAAGUGCUGUCGCCUUAGAAGAAACCACCAUUGAUUCUAAUGUUGAAUAUGUCAUCAUGUCCGGUUCUAAGUGUGAUGGUGACGACUGUGAUUUCUACAGAGAAGGUAUUCCAGCUUACCACGGGUUCGGUGGUAACACCAAGAUCAUGGUUUUCGAAUUCGAAAUGCCAAGUGCUACCGACUCCGCUUCUUUCAACUACGACAUGCCAGCUAUCUGGUUAUUGAACGCCAAGAUUCCAAGAACCUUACAAUACGGUGACGAAGAAUGUUCUUGUUGGAAAACUGGUUGUGGUGAAUUAGAUUUAUUCGAAGUCAUCACUUCCGGUUCUGACGAAUUGAUCUGUCACUUACACAGUGGUCAAGGUGACAAUGGUUCUGCCCAAGGUGGUGGUGGUUCUUCUGACUACUUCGAAAGACCAACUUCUGGUUCUAUGAAGGCUGCAGUUAUCUUCAGUGAUGGUGAAGUUAAUGUUGUUGAAGUCGAUGAUGACUUUGGAAGCUCUCUUGACUCUUCCACCGUCAAGUCUUGGGUUAGCGAAUCUGGUUCCAAGGCUGUCCUCCAAGGUUAA
Molecule: messenger RNA, 1308 nt
Organism: Debaryomyces hansenii CBS767
Lineage: Eukaryota; Fungi; Ascomycota; Pichiomycetes; Serinales; Debaryomycetaceae
Gene: TOS1
Product: Tos1p
Exons: 1
Coding region: 1-1308 (435 amino acids)
Cellular component (GO): fungal-type cell wall
Source: RefSeq, a predicted model, not a curated record